AUGGCAGACUACGGCAAACAGACGGUCGCGCAAUUACGGCAGCUUCUGAAGGAUCGCGGGAUUCCGAGUACGGGGUUGACGCGGAAGGCGCAGAUUGUGGAGAAAUUGGAGGAGAAGGAUGCGGAGGGAGAGGACGUGCAGGAUGCGCCGGAGCCAGUCGCGCAAGGAGAAGAAGACGACGCACAAGAUGUAGACGAAGAGCCAGAUGCGCCUGCGCCUGCGCUGGAAGAAGCUGGCGGUGUGUCCAUGUCAAAUGACACAAGCAGGCGCAAGGCUGACGCAACGGCAGACCCUCCGGCGCAACCAGAUCAGAGCGAUCCACCAUCAGUACCGACCGCGACGUUAGACGGGAACCGCGAAAAUGUCUCACACAUUGAUAGCGACGUACCCCCACCAGACCAGAUCAAAGCGACUGAGCAAUCGGCGGAAGACACAACGGCAGACAACGAGCCAGGUUCGAUACAGCCUGCGGAGGUGUUUAAUGCUGCGCCUGCAGAUCCUGAGGACGUUGUUGAGCCACAUGUUACCGAACCUGCCGAUCCUGAGGUGGAUGGCGACGAGAAGGAGGAACUUGCGGAAGACGAGCUUCCAGAUGCGCCAGGACCAGCUGCGGAAGCUCUGCGAUUGAAGCAGCAUGACCGGGAGACAACAAUGGAAGAUUCCUCAGCAACACCUGUGGCCAACGAAGAGCCGUCAGUCGAAAAGGCGGACUUACUCCCCAUACCCGAGCGAUCGACAGCGGAAACAUCAAGGCUGCCCACUGGAGGAGUUGGAGGCCGACUCGAAGAAGCGCAAGAGACGGAGUGGCUCGAAAUCAAAGCGAAGAAGCCGCGACCGAGUCAGGAGCCUGCACCGGAAGCGCGCCUCAAGGAAGAUGGGGAUGUGGUCAUGGAGCAGAGGCGACCAGAAGAUGCGACCCCCACACAGGAGCUCUCAGAAGUCGAGAAUAGACCAAUGAAGAAGGAAAAGGCAGAUCGCUACAAAACUCUCGUCAACCCAGCUACCGACGACACCACACCAGACGCUCUCCAAGACGACAGGCCAGUCGCGCCCGCCCUGCACCCCGCCACACCAGCCCUCUACAUCCGCAAUUUCAUGCGUCCACUGCGCCCCGAACCGCUCCGCGCGCACCUCGUCACGCUCGCCUCCCCGCCGUCCUCCUCACCCGACGCCUCCAUCAUCAAAUCCCUCUUCCUCGACGCUCUUAAGACCCACGCACUCGUUCUCUUCACCUCCACAGCCGCCGCAUCGCGCGUCCGAGCCUCACUCCACGGCUCCAUCUGGCCGCCCGAGGGGAACAGGAAGGAGCUGUGGGUAGACUUUGUGCCCGAGGAGAGUGUAGAAGACUGGAUAACACAAGAAGAAGACGCCCUCGCCGCCGAAAAAGAAGCGCGAGCAUCCGGCCGACCGAUCCCCGCGAAGCGCUUCGAGGUCGGAUACCCCGGCGACGACAAAGCAGUGUUUCAAGAAGUCGGCACAGGAAACACAGCGCCUGUAGAUGCGCCCACGGGCCCGAGAGCAAGCAUAUCCCAGCCCACCCCUUCCGCCGCAGAUAUCUCCGCCUCCUUCACCACCCUCGACAAACUCUUUCACAGCACGUCCUCUGUCAAACCGAACCUCUACUUCCUCCCCGUGCCUGAAGAUGUUUCAGAACAGCGCCUUGCAGAAUUCGCGAAGGAGACGAGUCGCGAUUGGCAGCCCGGCGAGCUCAGGAAGGGACGCGGAUUGAAGACGGAGAUGAAGUAUAAAUACAGCUUUGAUAAUGAGGGGAGGCUGGUUGAGGUGGGUGAAGAUCGGGGGCCGUGGGCGGAGGAUUUGAGAGAUAGAGGAGUCAGGGGAAGGGGCGGUUUUAAGGGGGAUUGGUGA
Messenger RNA from Parastagonospora nodorum SN15, 1866 nucleotides. RefSeq lists its product as hypothetical. Lineage: Eukaryota; Fungi; Ascomycota; Dothideomycetes; Pleosporales; Phaeosphaeriaceae. The coding region runs from base 1 to 1866 and encodes 621 amino acids. The record is from RefSeq and is a predicted model, not a curated record. The transcript is spliced from 2 exons.